GAUGGUAUUUUGUACUGAAUAGGCCUAGGCUUAACCUAGAAAUAAUAUUUUUGCUUAGGCCUAGGUCUAUGCCUUGCCGAACCUGGGCCUAGCCUAGCAUACACAGUAUUCAAACUCAACCAUCGAACUUGUGUACUUCCGGUUCUGCUAAAAUAGUUUAUUUUCCUGAUAUUUCGUUGGCGCUAAUUAAAAUCCCAAAAGUUCUAAAAUGAGUAAAGCUCAUCCACCAGAGUUGAAAAAGUAUAUGGAAAAGGUUUUAACAUUGAAGCUGAAUGGUAACAGAAAAGUAACAGGUACUCUCAGAGGCUUUGACCCUUUUAUGAAUCUUGUUGUUGAUGAUGCUAUUGAAGAAACAAAAUCAGGAGAAAAGAGAAACAUUGGCAUGGUGGUCAUUCGUGGUAACAGUGUUGUACUGUUAGAGUCUCAAGAAAGAAUCUGAUCAGUCCAUCUAUUUCACCACUGACUUCAUUUGUAUAAAGGUUCAUUAUCAUCUCAACAUGUGUGGUUCAAAUGUUUCAUCCUUCAUGCUGUAUUGUGUAUAUAUCUAACAUAAAACAGCCUCUUCUGUUUGAUCAUGUAUGAGAGGUUUCUUUUGUAAAUUUUUGUUGUCAUUAAUUUUGUUUUUAAAAAUAAAAAAAAUAUCUGUUA
Messenger RNA from Physella acuta, 648 nucleotides. RefSeq names its product small nuclear ribonucleoprotein G. Gene Ontology annotation, cellular component: P granule; SMN-Sm protein complex; U12-type spliceosomal complex. Gene Ontology annotation, molecular function: RNA binding. Lineage: Eukaryota; Metazoa; Mollusca; Gastropoda; Physidae. The record is from RefSeq and is a predicted model, not a curated record. Gene Ontology annotation, biological process: mRNA splicing, via spliceosome; spliceosomal snRNP assembly.